AAGAUUUAGAUUCACGUCCAGCUGACAUUUACUGAGCCGUGUGUACCCAGCCCUGAGCAAGGUGAUUCCACAUAUUAUUCCUCGUUUGAAACUUACUAAUAUUUUAAGUUUAUGGAGAUGUUCUCAGCCUUGACUGUACAUCAGAAUCACCUGGGGGAACUUUUUGAGCCCAUGCCCCCAAUCUGUCUCAGAUCAAUUAAAUCAGUACGUAUUUCUAGGGAUGGGGAGUGAGCAGUGGUAUGUUUUAAAAACUUCAUAGUGCAGCUGGGGUUGAGAACCAUGGUCAUAAAUGCUUAACUUUAAAACAGUAAUGUGGACUCUUCGGGUUGGCGACUGAGGAAGAAGCCCCCCGCAACUGCUGUCCAACACACGCUAGGGCAGUGGGUCGCAAAGUGUGGUCCCUAGACCAGAGGUAGCAGGGUUGGCAGGGAACUUGUUAGAAGUGCAUAUUUUCAGGCUACACGUCAUACUACUGAAUCAAACUGAGUUGGGGCCUGGCGAUGUGUUUAAUAGUUUUCUAGGAGAGUCUAAUGCUCCUAACGUUUGAGAACCACAUUCUGGAGGUUGAAUGGUUACCAGGCCAAGAGGUCCGAUUGUCCAGACAUGGCAUCUUUCGUUUCGUUUUUAAAUACAUGUGUACAGUACUUGAUGGGUCAUUUAGUUGGAUUUGGGGGAUUAUUUUGACUUUCUUGCGAUCCCCUCCUUCAGGCUAAAUUUAGACUUCACCAAGGAGUAAGAUGUGAACCCCUGCUCCCAUUCUCCCGCAGAAGGUAGCCGCUCUGUGACAUUGCCGUGCCUCAACGUCACAACCCCGCCCCCACAUACGUUACAGUGCCCUGGGAGUUCUAGGCUGAAGCAGCUCGGCAUCCCUCAAAAGCGCAAGGGGAGGGGCAUACUUUGAGCCAGAAUGGGAGAGUGGAAAGGCUAUAUCAGUGCGGUGCUGCGGGAUCAGCGAAUCGACGAUGUGGCCAUCGUGGGUCACUCGGACAAUCGCUGCGUGUGGGCCUCUAGGCCUGGGGGCCUGUUGGCAGCCAUCUCACCGCAGGAAGUGGGUGUGCUCACAGGGCCUGACCGGAGCACCUUCCUGCAGGCGGGCCUGAGCCUGGCGGGCCGCCGCUGCUGCGUCAUCCGAGACCACCUGCUGGCAGAGGGCGACGGAGUGUUGGACGCACGCACGAAGGGGCUGGAUGGGCGCGCUGUCUGCGUGGGCCACACCCCACGCGCACUCCUUGUGCUCAUGGGCCGGCGGGGUGUGCAUGGGGGCAUCCUCAACAAGAGGGCGCAUGAGCUGAUCCGUGGGCUGCGCACUCACAGCACCUAGCAGGCAGCCAGGCAGCAGAGGAUCCAAAGUAAA
Molecule: messenger RNA, 1354 nt
Organism: Hipposideros armiger (great roundleaf bat)
Lineage: Eukaryota; Metazoa; Chordata; Mammalia; Chiroptera; Hipposideridae
Gene: PFN3
Product: profilin 3
Exons: 1
Coding region: 908-1321 (137 amino acids)
Biological process (GO): regulation of actin filament polymerization; positive regulation of actin filament bundle assembly; actin cytoskeleton organization
Cellular component (GO): cytoplasm
Molecular function (GO): actin binding
Source: RefSeq, a predicted model, not a curated record